Molecule: messenger RNA, 2441 nt
Organism: Lotus japonicus
Lineage: Eukaryota; Viridiplantae; Streptophyta; Magnoliopsida; Fabales; Fabaceae
Product: protein REDUCED WALL ACETYLATION 3-like
Exons: 17
Coding region: 276-1919 (547 amino acids)
Biological process (GO): xylan biosynthetic process; plant-type secondary cell wall biogenesis; xyloglucan metabolic process
Cellular component (GO): Golgi apparatus
Molecular function (GO): acetyltransferase activity
Source: RefSeq, a predicted model, not a curated record
UAUCUAUCUAUCUUGAAAUGCAAAGAACAGAACAAAAGAGCUUUCUCUCUUCUUCCUUCUUCCAAGUCUUGUUCAACCACUGAGAGAGAGACACCCCCUCCGACAUUUUCUCUAUUCUUCAAGCAAACUCUUCUUCGUUUUCAGAUCUCACUCUCUCUCUUCUCUCUCUCUCUCUCUCUAGGGUUUCUCUCUGCUAUUUAUGAUCACUCUCUAACACGCUUCUUCACCCCAAACCAGGUGCUUCCAUUUCCAUCAAUCUUGAUUCGAGCGGUUUCAUGGGAUCGGAGAUGGUUGAUGCGGGGCCAGUCACGCCGGGGCAGGUGUCUUUCCUGCUGGGAGUUAUUCCAGUUUUUAUUACAUGGAUAUAUUCAGAGUACUUAGAGUACAAAAAAACUGCAUUUCCUCCCAAAGUUCAUUCAGAUACUAGUCUUGAUGAGUUAGGGAAGGAUGCAAUCAAGGAGGAUGAUCGGGCCAUUUUGCUGGAAACAGGGCUUCCAAGAUCAGCAUCAGCAAAACUCCAUGCAUCAUCUGUCAAAUUGAAUUUGAUUCGGUUCUUGACUAUGGAUGAUUCUUUCUUGCUAGAAAAUCGAGCAACUUUGAGGGCAAUGUCUGAGUUUGGGCUGAUUCUGUUUUAUUUCUACGUAUGUGAUAGAACCUACAUACUUGGAAAUUCUACCAAGAAUUACAACCGGGAUCUUUUCUUGUUCCUCUACCUUCUUCUGAUCAUAGUUUCAGCAAUGACUUCUUUGAAAAAACAUACUGACUCAUCGGCAUUUUCUGGAAGAAGCAUACUUUACCUUAAUCGGCAUCAAACAGAAGAAUGGAAAGGAUGGAUGCAGGUCCUCUUUCUAAUGUACCAUUAUUUUGCUGCAACGGAGAUAUACAACGCAAUACGUGUUUUCAUUGCAGCAUAUGUUUGGAUGACUGGAUUUGGCAACUUCUCCUAUUAUUACAUCAGAAAAGAUUUUAGCCUUGCACGCUUUGCUCAGAUGAUGUGGAGGCUUAAUCUUUUUGUGGUCUUCUGUUGUAUUGUUCUUAACAAUGACUAUAUGCUAUAUUAUAUAUGUCCAAUGCACACGCUUUUCACUUUGAUGGUGUAUGGAGCAUUGGGUAUAUAUAGCAAGUACAAUGAAAUCAGCUCGGUGAUAGCUGCAAAGAUUCUGGCUUGCUUUCUUGUGGUGAUCUUGGUUUGGGAAGUACCUGGAGUCUUUGACUUAAUCUGGGGCCCAUUUGCAAUCUUUUUGGGUUAUACGGAUCCUGCAAAGCCUGAUCUCCCUAGAAUGCAUGAGUGGCAUUUCAGAUCUGGGCUUGAUCGCUACAUAUGGAUAAUUGGAAUGAUUUAUGCCUACUUUCAUCCAAAUGUUGAGAAAUGGAUGGAAAAAUUGGAAGAGUGUGAAUCCAAGAGGAGAGUAGCAAUCAAAACCAGCAUUGUUUCAGUUUCUGUAUUUGUUGGGUACUUGUGGUAUGAAUACAUAUACAAGCUGGACAAGGUUUCAUACAACAAACUCCACCCCUACACCUCAUGGAUUCCUAUUACUGUUUACAUUUGCUUGAGGAAUUUCACUCAGCAGUUUCGGAGUUUCUCUUUGACCCUCUUUGCGUGGCUUGGCAAGAUUACUUUGGAGACUUACAUUUCACAGUUUCACAUUUGGUUGAGGUCGAACACGCCCAACGGACAGCCCAAGUGGCUUCUUUCUCUUAUCCCAGAGUAUCCUAUGCUGAACUUCAUGCUUACUACUGCUAUAUACGUCUUGGUAUCUCAUCGACUUUUUGAAUUAACAAAUACACUUAAGGCAGUAUUCAUACCCACAAAGGACAAUCGGCGGCUGCUGCAUAAUUUUAUUACUGGGGUGGCCAUCUCUGUUACCUUGUAUUGCGUCUCACUUAUUCUGCUUCAGAUUCCUCAUUCAAUGGCUUGAAAUUGAACACCGAAGAGAGUUUAUUCAUGAUUCCCUUUGCAUUGUCUGUGCUGAAAAGAAGCUAGGUGGAUAAAAAUAAGAAUACAUGGAAAUGUGGGAUCUCAUUUUUUGGAGCCGUGUUUGUAUAGUUGUCGGAAGUAGUAUCCUCAAUCACUGCAUCAGAUAUAAACACAUUGGUGCUGGUUUAUGUUGGGAGGUUGGAUGAUUAAGAGGGGGGAUUAAACCCAAAGGAGUUUAGACCAGUUUUCUGUAGCUUCAUUUGUUCUCACAUAUAAAGGAGAAAAGGUAGGAUCGUUUUACAUGAAGAAAUUCAAGAUUCGUUAACAGUUCAUGUUCAAUUUGUGCUGUCAUUUUUUGACUUGUUACAUCUGUGAAGGAUAAGGAAAUAUAUGUAUAUUCAUUUUGACAAUUUUAGGUGAAACAUGUCAUACCCUUGUAACAAUAGUUGUGUUUUUUCUCCUUCUUGUGUGUACAAUUGAGAAUAAAGUUUAAACCUAUCAUCUCCUGCGAACUUUCUAAAAA